AUGGAAUGUGUUAAUAAAUCACUGCAUAUUGUUACGCAGAGCGGAGAAUUCCCGGUGGUUGGUAAGGAGGUGGAAACUGUGAACAAUUCCGGUGGCAGUGAAUCUUCAAUUGUCACAGGAUGUGACCCGAAAGAGUUCAAACGGGUUGUUUCACGAAUUUCCAAUGAGAGAAUUAUUCUUAUUAUUGAAAUGGGUUUUGGACCGGUUCACAACUUCCGAUGCGGUAAGCUGAACCUAUCACUAUGCGAAAUGCUGUUGAAUAAUUUUGAUGUGAAGAACCAGACGAUUGAGAUACAUGGACGGCACAUGUCUAUUACUGAAAAAGACUUUGAUCGUUUUUUGGGGCUGAGGUGCCGCGGCACGGAAGUUGACAUUGAACACGUAAGUGGUGGUCGUGAUGCCGUGGAUUUGAAAGAGCGUUUGUGUGGGGAUGAAACAAAUAUUAAUUUGAAGACUUUGAAGAAGAUGGUAGUUUUCACAGAAGACGAUGAAUUGUUUAUGGUGAGUUUUGUGUUGUUUGCUCUGUCAACUAUGUUCUGCCCUUCUACACCUGGCUAUGUUGAUCCAAGGUUUUUGAUACCGUUGAGGAACCCUCGUGCCAUAAGGUCCUAUAAUUGGGGUCGGUUUGCCUAUACGAAGUUGGCUGAGGGAGUUACUUUGUAUCAGAGUGGAAAUCACAGUCCUACUAUGGGGUGCCUAGUUUUCCUGCAGGUUUUCUACCUUAGUGUGUUGGGGGAGGGGAUGCUUAUUGUUUCGAGAGAUGCAAAUUUCGGAGAAAGCGUGUAUUCCGAUUCGCGAGACAAGAGCACCGGAUUGAAAACCAACUUGUUUGAUGACAUUGGUGAUUUGAAGAAGGAGCUGGCUGCUGUUGAAGAUGAAAUUGGUUCUCUGGAAUCAACUUUUUAUAGCUUGGGUCCGGAUAUUGCAAACCUGAGAAGGGUAGUGACAGCUUUACACAAGGUGAUUGUUACGCGGGAACCUGAAUCCCCGAGUUUUCCUGUUAGUCUUGUGAAGGAAGUGCACCAUGUUAGCGCGAUGGAGCCGCAAGGCAUUAACCAGUUGGACAGGAAAGAAUGUCCUCCGAAGGAUUUGACGAGGUGUGUGUACCGUAAUGAGCCAUCUGAGAAAACAACCGAAGAAGUAAUGGCGCAAAUGAGGGCAGGGAAUGACAUCAGUUUGCAUAAGAAACCGAUGAGGAUGAUGCUUGGCAACAUAGCCAAUAUAUCCCGUAGAGAAGAAAAAUUGCUGAAUUAUUUAUUCUGCAAUAAAGGAGUUGUUGAGGAUAUCGUUGGAAGCGACGAAGUUGGGCGAUACAGGGAGGCAAGUGUAUCUCGUUGCCACAUCAAGUGUCUAACUCCUAAACGGUGUAUAAGUAGUGAGGUAAUAAACCUAAUGGGUGCAUACUGUUUUGCAAAAUCAACUGACUGCUGGUUUGUCCCUACGUAUUUUUCUGAACGUGCAAAGGAGGGGGCCUGUCAUCCGGUCCAGGAAGCCCACCUAUCAGCAACCAUUACCUUAUGCGGGCUACGCAAAUUUAAUGGCCGAAUUGAGGGAAGCGAAAGGAUAUUUAUACCGAUUAUGGACGACCUUUGUCAACACUGGUUUCUUGCCGUUGUAAGGUUUGUGGGUGACUGUGAGAUAUGGGACAGCAAACCUAUUCUGGCAUCGCAGCAGCGUCGCAAGGACUACGUUGAAUCCGCUGUCAAUCUCCUCCUGUCCGUUUUUGCCUCCGAACUUAAACAGUCCCCGUGGGUCUGUUCGGAAGCGGCUUCAUUCACCUAUUUCUACCCAGCCAUAUGCACAACUGAGGUUAACGACUAUGACUCUGGUGUAUGCGUCAUCAGGAAUAUGCAGUUCUACGGACAGCGUUGGUAUGAAGGGUACAAUUCUGGUGAUCAGAGAAUGAGGAUUGCCCUUGAAGUAGUCAACAGCCCCCUCAACGAAUGUCGCGAUGAUGUCUGGGAUUGUGUAUACCUUGAGAAGAAAAAUGCCAGCAAUUUGCAGGAGCGUUCAGGAUCUGAAACCCCUGAUCCUCUACUUGACCGGGCCGGUAUGAGGUUGAAGCCCCGUGUUCCUCGUAGAUGAAGUUAUCAGGUGUUGUGGUUGUAUGAAUAUCUGAAAUCGCCCAGAAAUUUGUGUUGCGGGAAUCCACUAUCAAAACAUCCCCGUAUGCUUCGUAGUCCAAUAGCGAAGUCUGAUCCCUCCAAAACAAACUGGACAGCCUCCCCUCAGCAUCUUUGGUGUACCUAGCGAAAAAUAACGGAUCCUCCUGCCCUUUUAACCGCAUCCAGUUCAAGGCAGCUUCAGCAUCACCAUGUUGUUUAUUAAUUUUUUUAUCCGCAUCCAACCUGUUAUACAAAUCUUUCAGCAAGAAACCCACAAACUCCGCCCCCCCUGA
Fragaria vesca subsp. vesca is the source of this 2398-nucleotide messenger RNA. RefSeq lists its product as uncharacterized. Lineage: Eukaryota; Viridiplantae; Streptophyta; Magnoliopsida; Rosales; Rosaceae. The record is from RefSeq and is a predicted model, not a curated record. The transcript has 9 exons. Bases 1 to 2085 code for a protein of 694 amino acids.